Molecule: messenger RNA, 2450 nt
Organism: Paramisgurnus dabryanus
Lineage: Eukaryota; Metazoa; Chordata; Actinopteri; Cypriniformes; Cobitidae
Source: RefSeq, a predicted model, not a curated record
GUUCAAUCAUCUGUCAAACUCUCAUGAACCAAAUUUAUUCAGAUGCUUUAGAUGAUUGUGAACAAACAUAAUUUUGAGCUGAAGUUUUGGAGUGAUGGGGUUCAUUUGUGUGACUCUGAUGAUUAUUAUUGGAAUCAUAAAAGCAGCAAAUCUACACGGGCAUGCCCUUAAAGAUCUUAAGGUCUCAGAUCACUUGAACCCAGAUCAGUUUGAUGUUGUGGGACCUGUAGAUCCUCUCAUCGCUAUAGUUGGUGAAGAUGUGAUUCUGCCCUGUUCUCUCAAACCCCAAAUCAGUGCUGUAAACAUGAGAGUCGAGUGGUUUAGAGUUGAUCUCAAAGUAGUUCAUCUCUAUGAAAAACGUAAAGAUAAAAACACAAAUCAGCUUCAGUCGUACAGAGGAAGAACUGAAGUGUUUAAAGAUGAACUACAGAAAGGAAACACAUCACUCAAACUCUCAAGAGUUCAGAUCUCUGAUGAAGGACUUUAUACGUGUUUCAUUCAGUCCAAAACCUGGUAUGAUGACAUCACUGUUGAUCUCAGAGUUAAAGGUCAGUUUGAUGUUGUUGGACCUGUAGCUCCUCUCCUCGCUAUAGUUGGUGAAGAUGUGAUUCUGCCCUGUUCUCUCAAACCCAACAUCAGUGCUGUAAACAUGAGAGUCGAGUGGUUCAGACUUGAUCUCAAAGUAGUUCAUCUCUAUGAAAAACGUAAAGAUAAAAACACAAAUCAGCUUCAGUCUUACAGAGGAAGAACUGAAGUGUUUAAAGAUGAACUACAAAAAGGAAACACAUCACUCAAACUAUCAAGAGUUCAGAUCUCUGAUGAAGGAUUUUAUACAUGUUUCAUUCAGUCCAAAACUUGGUAUGACAACAUCACUUUUGAUCUCAAAGUUGAAGGUAAAUUGAUUAACUCUUGGAGGACACCAGUGAUCUUGAUUUCAUUUGCUGUUUUGUUCGUGGUGAUCGCUGUUUUCUGUUACAAAGCCCUUUUCACACAGAUAUGCCGUAAGAUACACGGGACAGGCAACCUGGAAUUUUACUGGACCGCUUGAUAUUUUAUUCAUUCACACUGCCAAGUUUACACGGCAUCUGAUGGUCCCGGAAAGACACGUGACAUGUUGAAAGUCCCGCCCUCUCUUCUACGCAGCGUCUGAAGUUUGCAAAGUAUUUAUUAUUCCUCUCUCCAGAAACAACUCGCGUGCAUUUUUGUUUAUGAUAAGACUACAAAGGAGCGUGUGAACGCACAGUUCUAUUCUGGUGAAUGAUCUCAGCUUCAGAGUGUAUAUUUGACAAGCUCCCUGAUUUCUGCUUUGAUACAGUUUUCAGACAUUUCUCAUCGUGAUUGUUUAUAUGCAUUUAAAACCCGCAUUUUGAGGAGCUGGACGAUAUAUCUUGAUGGGAUGACGUGCGGGUUUUUUCGUUUAUUAUGGCUCAUUUUAAAGAGUUGAACCAACUUCAUGUUGCCAUGACAAGCGCGUCCUCACUACGGCACGUGCGUCAUUGUUUAUGCAUCUCAUUUAUCAUUUCCUGAUAACUGCUUCAAUCUAGUUUGCACCAUUUCUCGUGGUGAAUGUUUAUAUGCACGUUAUCUCUAGUUGUAAGGAGCUGAACCAUAACUUGUGUUGUGAUGAUGAUGCGCGCGUCCUCACUUCGACACGCCCUUUAGGGCAUUCUUGCGGCUUCUUGUUCACACAGAGGGUUACCCGCGUAUAUCUUACUAGGUCCUCUUUCCGGCAACGAUCCCAGAAGAUUAACGGAACGAGUUUUUGUUCACACAGACGCUUGUCUGGCAAUUUUACGGGUAUUUUCUGGGACCAGAGGUCUGUGUGAAUGGGGUUUCACUCUCAUUAGGCAAACUUUGUUUUGCACCUCCAACACCUCGGCACCCAGACAUGGCGGUCAACUGACACCAGGCCUAAAUUGUUUAAUUCUUGAAAACUGAUGUUAGGCUGGGCACCCAUAUGUUAUUAUAUAGUGUUAGUAUUGUAUCAACCUCAUUACUGUAUUUUAUUCACUUCACUGUUGAUGGUGAAAAGAUCUGUAUACAGUCAUGCCAAGAGACAGCAAUGCAAAUUUACAUGAGUUGUUCAUUUACGUAGAUACAAAAACUAUUACAAAAUCUGACUCUCAUUUGUAAAGUAGGCAUGCAAACUUAGAAAAUUUUGAGAGGAAAAUCAUGCAUUAUUAUAGGAAGGACUAUUGUCACAUAGCAAUUUUAAGUUUAUUUAUUUUUUGUUGGUUAGUUCAAACAAACCAGAGCAUUGAGAUACUACACUCUCAAAAAUAGUUUCUUAAUAUGUAUGGGUGACUGGUAUAGUAAAUAGUGCUGAGCAAUCUGUGCUUUUGUUUACUGUCUCUUACUGUCAGAAGAUGAGAAAUAUGUCUUUUGUGUACAAAGAAAAAGUCUUAUAUCUUUGAGUUCAGCUCAUAAAAAAUGGGGGCAAAAACAAAAGU